Molecule: messenger RNA, 1429 nt
Organism: Gloeophyllum trabeum ATCC 11539
Lineage: Eukaryota; Fungi; Basidiomycota; Agaricomycetes; Gloeophyllales; Gloeophyllaceae
Exons: 6
Coding region: 10-1401 (463 amino acids)
Biological process (GO): protein O-linked glycosylation via mannose
Cellular component (GO): endoplasmic reticulum
Molecular function (GO): protein O-acetylglucosaminyltransferase activity
Source: RefSeq, a predicted model, not a curated record
CUCCCAAGGAUGUCUCCCCCGACGCCCACAACGCGCGAGCUCGCCCUCGUCGUCGUCCUCCUCUUCUCCCUCGUCUUUUUUGUCUCGAGAUCUCAUUCUGGCACGCAGUCGGCGGGCAACCAGCUCUCGUCUGCGACUCAAGACCUUGCCAUCGCUCCCUACGAUCCCUCGCAUGUCCAGACGCCAUACGAAUAUGGCAGCAAUCGAGUAGACGGAUUUCCAGAGACUACUGUAGUUGCGCACGUCCCAGGAUGGACAAUAUUUGAUAGACUAUAUCUGUAUAAUGGCACGGCCUACAUCGUCACCGACGACCCAAAAGGCCUCCCAGACCGCUCCAAAAUAAUCUCCAAAGGACGCCCUAUCCGUAACGGCCCCGUCGAAGUGGCCAGUCGCUUGCCGACAGACCAGGAGAUGCGGAUUGUUAGUACCGCAGAAGCAAGGGAGAUUUUCGGUUGGUGGGUGAACGACCCAGCCCAAUUCAUCACCCACUACUACCACUGGUCCGCCGAGCUCUUCUUCGGCCUCUGGCGCACCUACUCCUCCCUCGACCCCACCAUCCCCGCCAACGGCUCCACCCACCUCCCCCCUCCCCGCCGCCUCCUCUUCUCCCACCUCGACGCCGCGCACUGGCGCGACUACGCCGCCAUGAACGAGUGGGUGCUCCGCGCCGCCUUCCCCGGCAUCGCCCUCGAGUUCAACACCGACUGGGCCGAGCGCGCGGGUAUGGGCGCCGUGAGCGUGCUUGACCGCGUCGUCCUCGCGGACCGCAGCGCCGCGAUGUACGCGUAUAAUUUUCUGAGGACGCAGCGCACGGCGAGCGUGCCCUUCGCGCUUCCUGGCAGCGCGCAUUGGUGGUCCACGAUUCGUGGGAGCGUGAUGCAGUUCGCGGGGUUCAGCGAUGCGAUGCAGCCGAGCGACAAGUACGUGAUCACGUAUAUCUCGCGCCAGGAAUGGGGGAGGAGGAUGUUGAAGCAGGAGGACCACGAGCGGCUCGUACAGGAGCUGUACAAGCUCAGGGAUACGUACGGAUACGAGGUCGUCGUGGCGAACAUGGACAAGAUGUCCCGCGUGGAGCAGCUGCAGCUUGCCGGGCGGACGACCAUUAUGAUGGGCGUGCACGGAAACGGGCUAACGAGUCUCGUCUGGAUGAAGCCCCAGCGCCGCUCGACCGUGAUGGAGUUCUUCUUCCCCGGUGGGUUCGCGCACGACUAUGAGUGGACGACGCGCGCGCUCGGGAUGGUGCACUACGGGUUUUGGGGGGACAGGGCCUUCACGCGUCCCGACGUCCCCCAAGUCGCUUACCCCGAAGGGUUCCAGGGCAACUCAAUACCAAUCGACGGCGCGCUUGUGGCACGGCUCUGCCACGAGCGCCUCACGUUAGCGGAGGAGACGGAUGACUAGACGGGGUGCUUUGUGUCGCAUGUCACGG